AUGGCCUCUAUCACAGUUGCAGACAGAUCCGAUAUUGGCCGUUCGAGGGAGGCUUUUGGGAACCACAACAUCGCGACAGUUCUUCCCUUUGUUAACGGAGGCGCUUCAGGCAUGGUCGCCUUUGCCGUAAUACAGCCCGUCGAUAUGAUCAAGGUCCGCAUGCAGCUUGUUGGUAAAUGUACGCCCACCAGCACUAAACCAACCCCGUUUGCGUUGGUCAAGGAUCUCGCCUCUCGGGGAGGACUACUUGAAUUAUACUCUGGUCUCUCUGCUGGGCUCCUGCGGCAAGCCGUAUACGCCACGGCACGCCUCGGGACUUUCGAUACUCUUAUGAAAGCCUUGCAGAAACGAGCAGAUGAACGCCACGCCACUGUUACGUUCGUCCAGAGGGCCGGUGCAGGGUUGACCUCUGGGGCUCUGGCUGCCUUCUUGGCCAAUCCCGCGGACCUGGCGCUGAUAAGGAUGCAGUCAGAUGGUAUGAGACCUAUAGCUCAGCGACGGAAUUACAAGUCGGUCUUUGAUGCCUUCGGCUCGAUAGUACGCUCGGAUGGCAUUAUAUCCCUCUGGACAGGGUGCGCGCCCACCAUUGCCCGAGCCAUGGCGCUGAAUCUUGGGCAACUGGCUCUGUUCUCAGAGACCAAAGCCCGGCUGAAAGAGCACACGGCGUGGUCCAUUCAAACACAGACUGUAAUAGCCAGUGCUCUGGCCUGCCUCUUUGCAUCGACCAUCGCCCUCCCAUUCGACCUCGUCAAAACGAGGUUACAGAGACGCGCAAGAACAGUGGAAGGGGCUCUAUUAUACCGCUCAAUGGCAGAUUGCUUCCAAAAGAUAGCAAGCGAGGAGGGGCUAACACGCUUCUACCGUGGAUUCGGACUCUUUUAUCUUCGCACUGGUCCACACGCGAUGUUGACGUUGAUAUUGGCUGAUUACUUCGGGUGGCUGACUGGAGCCAAACAAGCAUGA
Molecule: messenger RNA, 963 nt
Organism: Clonostachys solani
Lineage: Eukaryota; Fungi; Ascomycota; Sordariomycetes; Hypocreales; Bionectriaceae
Source: the annotation of a GenBank genome assembly